CUUUUUAGAUGUCGGUUGUCAAUGGAAAAACUAAGCAGCUUCUCAGUGAUGUGUUCUUCAUUAGAAAGCUGCAGACAGUUCAUGUUUUCUUUACUAAGUGCCAUAACUUCACCAGUUCUCUUAAAGGUGAGCACAUUGAUGCAGCAAGUAACCAAUCAAAUGCUGCUAGGUAUCUAGUAAGUGAGGAUCAUCUUAUCAAAUCCGUAAAGAAAUUUGUUGCAGAGUUUGUUAGAAAGCAG
Anneissia japonica is the source of this 239-nucleotide messenger RNA. Its product is annotated as serine/threonine-protein kinase SMG1-like. The record is from RefSeq and is a predicted model, not a curated record. The annotation marks the transcript as partial. NCBI's taxonomy places the organism in Eukaryota, Metazoa, Echinodermata, Crinoidea, Comatulida, Comatulidae. The transcript has 2 exons.